This is a messenger RNA of Osmerus eperlanus (European smelt), 3178 nucleotides long. RefSeq names its product sodium-dependent multivitamin transporter-like. The record is from RefSeq and is a predicted model, not a curated record. Gene Ontology annotation, molecular function: sodium-dependent multivitamin transmembrane transporter activity. Gene Ontology annotation, biological process: sodium ion transport; biotin transport; pantothenate transmembrane transport. The transcript has 15 exons. Bases 569 to 2437 code for a protein of 622 amino acids. NCBI's taxonomy places the organism in Eukaryota, Metazoa, Chordata, Actinopteri, Osmeriformes, Osmeridae. Gene Ontology annotation, cellular component: membrane.
GAAAAGCAGAAAACGUCCCCAUAUCCUUACGCAAAAGGCAUCUUUAGAGUCGAACAGUUUAUGCCUCAAUUCACGUGGGUGCGUGUGUGCGAGAUCGACAUGCGCAGAUUAAACUCAUUGAUGGAAAUCCAACGGUCUAGUUUUUGGAAUGUGCUUGUUUAGCCCGAAUAAUCGAAAGAGAAAAAAUCCCAGAAAAACUGGAUUUUAAAUUGGAAUGUGUUAUUCGAAUAUAACAACUGAUUAAAAUACGCAGACUAAGGGUUUUAACAGGUCCAGUAGUCCUUUGCAUGUCAACCCAGUUAAACUAUAAAAAUGUUACCACAUUAUAUCCAUAUAAUUGACAAAUGUAAUGAGUUUAUUUUCUCCUGCAGAUUGCAGCCAAGGUUAGGUCUGUCAAUAGUCUGUCCAGACUCUACAUGCAGUUUUAAUCAGCAUGUUUUCCCAUAUCUGUGUUGUUCAAGGCUUGAUCCUCACUCAUGGUUGUGGACAAGGGAUCUCCUCGCACCGCUAAGCUGCUUCAACAGAAUUCUCCUCUACUCUGUGCAGACUUUACUCAGACUGAAGCUAAAUGGAUACCCUGGCACAGAAGCACUUCACUACGGUCGAUUACUUCAUAUUUGCCCUCUUGCUGGCGGCCUCCAUGGCGAUAGGAGUCUACUAUGCUCUGUCCGGGGGCCGCCAGCGGACGACGCAGGAGUUCCUGCUGGCUGACCGGAGCAUGAGCUGCCUGCCUCUGUCCCUGUCUCUCAUCGCAUCCUUCCAGUCAGCCGUGGCCAUCAUAGGUGUGCCGGCAGAGAUCUACACCCACGGCACGCAGUACUGGUUCAUCGGCGUGGCCUACAUCCUGGGUCUCCUCAUCCCAGCGCAUGUCUUCAUUCCAGUCUUCUACAGGCUGCAUCUGUCCAGCGCCUACCAGUACCUUGAAAUGCGCUUCUCCAAAGCGGUGCGCAUCUGUGGAACGGUCACCUUCAUCUUUCAGAUGGUUGUCUACAUGGGUGUUUGUGUGUAUACUCCUGCCUUUGCACUCAAUGCUGUUACCGGAUUUGAGUUAUGGGGAACAGUAUUGGCCACCGGGCUGGUAUGCUCACUCUACACAGCACUGGGCGGGCUGAAGGCGGUGAUCUGGACUGACGUGUUCCAGACCGUGGUGAUGUUCGCAGGACAGCUGGCGGUCAUUGUGGUGGGCAUCCAGAAGACAGGGGGGCCAGCGGAGGUGUGGAGGAGAGCCUUGGAGGGGAACCGCAUUGCCGGCUUGGACCUGAACCCUGACCCCACAGAGAGACACACCUUCUGGACUCUGGGGGUGGGCGGCGUGUUCCUGAUGCUGUCCCUGUAUGGGGUGAACCAGGCUCAGGUCCAGAGGUACCUCAGCUCUCGAACUGAGAGGGUCGCAGUCAUGUCCUGCUACAUGGUGUUCCCCUCCCUGCAAGUUUCUUUAGCGCUGAGCUGUGUGAUGGGCCUGGUCAUGUUUGCUCGCUACUGUGGUGAGGACUUCUCCGACAGGAUAGGCAUCUCCUCUAAAGAUGCGAUGGUGUUGUACUUUGUCAUGGACAUGCUCCAGGGUCUGCCUGGGUUGCCUGGACUCUUCGUGGCCUGUCUGUUCAGCGCUGCGCUCAGCUCUAUCUCCUCUGCCUUCAACUCCCUGGCAACUGUAACCAUGGAGGACCUCAUCAAGCCCCACUUCCCCUCCAUGACUGAAGCCAGAGCCACGCUGCUCUCCAAGGCACUGGCCUUGGUUUAUGGGCUGGUGUGUCUAGCCAUGGCCUAUGUUACCCAUUUGAUGGGGGAUUCAGUAUUACAGGUGGCUUUUAAAGUCUUCGGCAUAGUAGGCGGCCCUCUUCUAGGCCUCUUCUGUCUGGGGAUGUUCUUCCCAGGGGCCAAUACUACUGGUGCCCUCACAGGGCUGGGGGCGGGGCUGGUCCUGGCCUUCUGGGUGGGCAUCGGGAGCAUCGUGACCCGGAGACCAGGUUCCCGAGCCCCGUCGAGCCACAACUGCUCCGUCUCUCUGCCACGGAACAUCACAGCUACAGUGGCGCUCACGCUCUUCACCGCCUCUGAGGGCUCCAGCAGACCAGUGGGGCUUCUCAGGUUCUAUCAGCUGUCGUACAUGUGGUACAGUGCCUUCAGCUGCUUCACUGUGAUUCUCACUGGCUUGGCCGUCAGCUUCCUGACUGGUCCUAUGAAAGAGGAGGUUACCCCAGGAACCAUCUACCCUCUGAUGACCAACCUGCUGUUCUUCCUGCCGGAGAAGCUCAGAGUGAAGAUGUGUCGUCUCGCUCCCAAGGAGGCCAGGGCGUCUUCUCCGCAGUGCCAACUUUCAACUCUCAUGGACAGCAACGGGCAGGCCCUCUGGAGGGAGGAGGGCUCGGAGCUGGGCGAGACAGACAGUUUUCUACCCUGUCAAACACAGAUCCUGGAGCACGAAACGGCAUUGUGAAAAACACUGUAACCAUGGCUGCAUAGCUGCAUACCCAUAGUAACGUACAAAACUCACUACUAUUGCACUACUACGUAAGAGCAGCUGCAGUACCCAUGGUCAAAAGUAUACGCUUGGGACUCUUGUGUGGUCGGUCACUAGGAUGAGGAUGUGGUGUAGCUGCCCUCGCCUUACCAAGCUGUGAUAUGCUGUGGUGGUUUGGGAUGAAAGAGUUUGGUAUGAGAGCAAAGAUUGUUCUUGGAUGUCAUGUUUACCCGUAGUUUGGUUCCCGUAAGAUUCCACGGUAACUAAAUAAUUCGAUCACAACCCAAAAAAACUUUUGACUUUUAUUUAGCCAACUGUUAUGAGCCAUUAACAUUCAAAUUCUUUCAUUAACUUACAAUGAGGCAUAGCAUGGCUACAUGAUUAUUGCUGAUAUUGCUGCUAGUGUAUACUGCUGAUUACAUAUUGUCAGUCGCCUGUCAGUCACAGUGCGUAGUUGGAUCUCUGUGCCUCGUAAAACUAAAGAAUAGGGGGGGUGUAGAAUUAUGUGUUAUGUUGAGAAAAUGCUGAUUUUGAAUACUGUUCUACAGAUCUGAGAAGGACUAUCGCACUUGUGGUGUGGCUCAACCUUCUCAGUGCCACUUUGUAGUAUGUAUAUAAACAUCAAUUCAGUCACAAGAUCUAUGUUUUAUAAAAUGAUGCUCAUUUUAAAACAAUGCCCAUUUGUACCGUACAAAAAAUAAAGAACAUUUCAUGGUA